AUUCCAAGAGGGAUAUAACAAUUUUCCUCAUGAUUCCAUGAACCUUGGUAGAAGGUCAAGACUAAGCAAUAAAUCUUUGGAAUUCUSCACGUCAUGCCAGCCACACCCACAGUCACGCGGUAUUCAGGAUGGAAGUACCUUGCUUUCACCUCGGACAAACACAAAGUUAUGUCAACAACAUGUCCAGACGGACCCUCAAACCACAUCAAAAGAAAAAUGUCUCCAUGUUUCUUGUCACCUGGAUAAGGCAGCCCCUUUACGACCAAUUGCCUGUGGUCAAUCUUGCCAGACCAACCAGUACAGUUUGAACAAAACAGUUUUCACUCAUGACAAGGUUCCACCUCAAGACGAAGCCCAAAAUGGAUUAGACGAGCCAAGCAGUGAUAACGCGCUUUCUCAUGAUUCCAAGCGCCCUGGUASAAAUUUGAGKCUUAAGAGUGACUCUAUGUCAUAUCAGCCACGCCCACCUGUACUAUCCAGUGGCAUUUGGGAUGGGUGUACAAUGCUUUCAAAAAGCCUUAAUUCUAGUACACCAAUCAUGAAAACCGUUCCUUGCCAAAAUCAUUAUUGCCGAGGUCGUUCUGAUUUUGACAGAGGAGAAAACUCCCGUUUCCAAAUCCAAACAUUGAUACCACGAAUAGUUCAUACAGAAGGCGAGUUAUACUACUGUUCUUCUUCWCCGGGUUCKUCCCCGGGAUCGRCCUCACCMAAAAAGUCGUUAGAAUAUCUCUUUCCAGGAAAUUCGCCAAAACGAUUGUUAAGCCGUUCACCACUUUCUUCACCCAACACCAUACCCCAGAGAUUAUCAAAGGAGACUUGCAGUCUUUCCAGUAACUCCAGUCCAACACGCAUACAAAGCGAGUACARCUAUCCAUCGACGUCAGGUUUGACUUUAAGUGAGCAAAAAGAAGAAUUGCAGCCAACCAGUAACAGGCCAUCCAGCAGAGUCGUGAAAGAUGCUAAAAAAGAACUCUGCGAUUCCACGAAAGAUUCACAGCAUGAAAAAAUAAGAGAAAAAGUUAGAAAUUAUUUCACUUUUCCAUCAUUGCCUCAGCCUGGGAGGUGGCUAAUAACCAAACGUGAAAAACAACAACCUACCAUGAUACAAAAAUCAAAAAACAUUUCCAUUGAUGAACUGUUUACUCUGGAACGAUGCAAGGUGCAGGAGGACAAUGUCAGUCGAGGUGAUAUAAAAAGUACCGAACGCAAAAGAAACGAACCGCGUAAAAAUGCAGGACGAGCGUGUAACGAACGGAAAUGUUCCGGCAGUAAAGGUACAGAACGUGCAAGUACCGAACCCCGAAGUAAUGAACGUAAACGCAACGGUCGUAAAGAUGCAGAACACAACAUUUCCAACUCAACAAGCAGCGAACGCAAAAGUGGCGAAUGCAAAGACGCCGAAGGCACCAAAGGCACAAGUAACGAGAAAAAAAGUGAGAAAAGCAAAACUAACGAACAAAAAGAUGCUGAGAGUGGAAGUAACGCUGUUGGAGAGGAAAAGCAAACCUAUUCAUUAAUGGAGUUUUUAAACCUUAUUGAUGACGAAGAAUGGGAUGACAAAAAUUUUCUGGAGUAGUUUAAAGAUACUCAGUUACUGAAAACAAAUUGGAGUUUUCUUAUUUCCCCCACCAUUCAUGUAUCCGUAUGCCUUUCCAACGAGAGUUACAGUCAGUUCAGCAGUCUGCUUACUGUCAACUGAAGACACAAAGUAGCAUUGGAGGCCAAUUUGGUCAGAGAAAG
Messenger RNA from Exaiptasia diaphana, 1740 nucleotides. RefSeq lists its product as uncharacterized. The record is from RefSeq and is a predicted model, not a curated record. NCBI's taxonomy places the organism in Eukaryota, Metazoa, Cnidaria, Anthozoa, Actiniaria, Aiptasiidae. The coding region runs from base 38 to 1576 and encodes 512 amino acids. The transcript has 2 exons.